Messenger RNA from Lepus europaeus (European hare), 547 nucleotides. RefSeq names its product large ribosomal subunit protein uL6-like. Gene Ontology annotation, molecular function: rRNA binding; structural constituent of ribosome. The transcript has 2 exons. Gene Ontology annotation, cellular component: ribosome; cytosolic large ribosomal subunit. Gene Ontology annotation, biological process: cytoplasmic translation. Lineage: Eukaryota; Metazoa; Chordata; Mammalia; Lagomorpha; Leporidae. The record is from RefSeq and is a predicted model, not a curated record. The coding region runs from base 20 to 547 and encodes 175 amino acids.
UGCCGCAUCUACUGCAAGAAUGAAGACCAUUCUCAGCAAUCAGACUGUCGACAUCCCAGAAAAUGUCGACAUCAGUCUGAAGGGGCGCACAGUCAUUGUGAAGGGGCCCAGAGGAACCCUGCGGAGGGAUUUCAAUCACAUCAAUGUGGAACUCAGUCUCCUGGGAAAGAAAAAGAAGAGGCUCCAGGUUGACAAAUGGUGGGGAAAUAGAAAGGAACUGGCAACUGUUCGCACGAUCUGUAGUCAUGUACAGAAUAUGAUCAAGGGGGUUACACUGGGCUUCUGUUACAAGAUGAGGUCUGUGUAUGCUCACUUCCCCUUCAACGUGGUUAUUCAAGAGAAUGGGUUUCUUGUUGAAAUCAGAAAUUUCUUGGUGUCUCAAGCCCAGAAAGAUGAAUUAGUCGUUGAAGGAAGUGAUAUUGAACUUGUUUCAAAUUCAGCUGCUUUGAUUCAGCAGGCAACAACAGUUAAAAAUAAAGAUAUCAGAAAAUUUUUGGAUGGUAUCUAUGUCUCUGAAAAAAGAACAGUUCAGCAGGCUGAUGAAUAA